AUGGGCUCUCACGAGCGGGAGCUGCAGGCGCAGCUGGAGGAGAGUCGGCGGCUGCUCUUCAAGUCGAAGACAGCGAUCGAGCAGCUCCAGAGCGAGCUGGACUCCACGCGCCGCGCGGAGGAGGACCUGCAAGCCAUCGUGGUGCAGCACCAGCAGGCGGCCGUCGCGUACGACCAGCGCAUCCGCGAGCUGGAGGAUGAGGUGAGCUUCGCGAGACAGAACAACACGGCCACGACCGCGGAGGUCGCGGACCGCGACCAGGCCCUGCGGCGCAAGGCAGUGGAGAUGGACACUGUGAGCAAUCAGCUGGCGUCCCUCAAGGGGCAGCACAACGCGCUCCAGAGCGAGAAGGCCGACCUCGAGGACCGCGUCGCCACGCUCGAGAUCGACCUCGACACCAAGUCCAAGCACCUCGCGAAGAGCCAGGACGACCUGCGCCUCGCGAAGGAGGAGGAGGCGCAGCUGGACCGGCUGCUGCAGGAGCGCUCUCUCGCGUUGCAGGACGUCACCGGCCGACUCUCCGCGGCAGAGAAACGCAUCUCAGAGCUGUCCGCGGACUGCGCGCACCUGCGCACGGAGCUCGACGAGACGCACAAGGCGCGCGCGGCCGAGCAGGAGGCGCACGCGCGAGAGCUAGCGGCGCUGAACGACCGGCACGCAGCGCGGCUCGCCGACGUGGCCGCGCAGCACGGCCGCGAGCUCGACGCCGAGCGCGCGAAGUUCAAGGCGCUGCGCGAGGAGGGCCGCCGCGCCAUCAAGGACCUGCAGGAGGCGCACGAGAAGGUCCUGGGGGACGCGCGCGCAGCCCACGAGCGCGCCGCCGCGAAGCUGGAGCGCCAGAUCGAGGCCGGGAGGGCCGAGCUGGCCGAGGCGAAGAAGGAGGCCGAGGCCGCGCUGGCUGCGCGGCUGGCGGAGGAGCGGGAGCGGUCUGCGGAGCGGCUGCAAGCGCUGGAGGCGCAAGUGGCGGAGCGGCGCGCGGAGCUCGCGGACGCGAAGGCGGCGCACGCGGCGGCGGCGAAGGCGCAGCGCGAGGAGGCGGCGGAGCGGCUGCGCGAGGUGGAGGCGCGGUGGCAGGAGCGGCUCGACGCGGCGCACGCCGACGCGGCGGCGACGCAGGCCGCGGCCAAGGAGGGCGCGGCGAAGGUCGAGGAGGGCUUCGCGGCGCGGAUCGCGCACCUCGAGCGCUCGCACAUCAUGAAGAUCGAGUCGCUCGAGAAGUCGAUCGAGGAGAUGGCGCGCGCGCACGAGGCGGAGGUUGCGCGGCUGCGCGAGCUCGCGGACCGGCGCGCGGCCGACGAGCGCGAGGCGGCGGCGGAGCGCGCGGCGGGGCUGCAGCACGAGCGCGACGAGCUGGAGGCGGCGCUGGCGGACGCGAAGGACGAUGGGCUGUCGCGGCUGCGCGCGGCGGAGGAGAUGUUUGGCGCGAAGAUCGAGGAGCUGCAGGGGGCGUUCGACAGCACGCAGGCGCAGCUGGAGGAGUCGUGCGUGCGGCGCGUGCAGGAGCAGGAGGCGCAGCACCGGGCCAUCGUGCAGGACCUCAACCGGAAGCACGACGAGCGGCUCCACGACGUCGAGCGGCGCCACCGCAAGGAGAUCAAGGAGGUCUGCAGGGAGGCCGAGGCCAAGUUCGCGUCUGUCGGGCAGUACGUCGACGCCCUGUCGAAGCGGCUCGCGAAGCGGGAGAAGCGGCGGGCGCAGGUCGGCGCGGAGGUGGGUGCGCUGCGGGGCGAGCUGGAGCGCGAGCACGCGCGGCGGACGCAGGUGGAGAAGGCGCUGCGCGAGGCGGCGAGUGCGUUCAAGCAGGAGAUGUGGGACAAGAGCCACGAGCUGAGUCAGGUGCAGGUGGAGCUGCGGCAGCUGCGGGAGUGGCAGGCGAAGAGCCUCGAGUCGUUCGUGCACAACAUCUACCAGAUAUCGCGCGAGCACACGCUGACGCGGAUGGCCAUCGAGGGGCCCGCGGCGGCAAUGACGGCGCCCCCCGAGGCGCGCAGCCCCGUCGCGCAGCCGCUGCACGCGAUGCGGCCGCCGUCGUCGGUGCGCGCGGGGGGCGCGCACGGGUUCGGGGACUCCAUCUCGUACGCGCGGGGGAUCAGCAAGGGUCUCGACGAGAGCGGUAGCAUGCCCGGACACGUGUGA
Messenger RNA from Pedinophyceae sp. YPF-701, 2136 nucleotides. The record is from the annotation of a GenBank genome assembly. Lineage: Eukaryota; Viridiplantae; Chlorophyta; Pedinophyceae.